Messenger RNA from Striga hermonthica, 507 nucleotides. The record is from the annotation of a GenBank genome assembly. Lineage: Eukaryota; Viridiplantae; Streptophyta; Magnoliopsida; Lamiales; Orobanchaceae.
AUGUUGUUGUGCCGCGUAAUAUUGGGAAAAACCGAGGUAGUUUGUCCCGGUUAUGAACAAAAGAUUCCGAGUUCCAAAGAGUUUGAUUCUGGGGUCGACAAUGCCAUGGACCCUAAGAAGUAUAUCGUGUGGACACCACGUCUGAACACGCAUGUCUUGCCUGAGUUUUUGGUCAGUUUCCGAGCAUUGUCCGUAAAGUGCAGAGGGUUCCAAAUUAGACAAUUGAGUCCAAAUCGGUUGCCUUAUCCGAUUUUGAUUAACAUUCUUGACAAGUACUUACCUUCUGACGCGGUUGAAUUGGUCACAAAACAUCACGAUGAUUUUAAGAAAAAGAAAAUAACGAGGACCGAACUGAUUGAGCACACGAGACAUAUCGUGGGAGACAAGUUGCUGCUCAGAAUCGUAGCGUCUUACGAACAGAAGGUAUAUGAAGCAUCAUCGACCAGCGGCACUACAGCAAACAUAGGAAAUGAUUUGAACUUUUCAGCAAUCAUAGGAAUGAUUUGA